AGGUCCAAAGUAUCGCGUGACACUCUUUACGAGUGCGUAAACGGAGUCCUCCAGAGCUCCAAGGAUAAGAAGCGUAAGUUUCUGGAGACAGUGGAGCUCCAAAUUGGAUUGAAGAACUAUGACCCGCAGAAAGACAAACGUUUCUCAGGCACGGUCAAGUUGAAGAACAUCCCAAGACCAAAAAUGCAAGUAUGCAUUCUUGGAGAUCAACAGCAUUGUGACGAAGCCAAGGCUAACAAUGUUCCUUUCAUGGACGCCGAGGCUCUUAAAAAACUGAACAAGAACAAGAAACUCGUCAAGAAGCUCGCUAAAAAAUACGACGCAUUCUUGGCCAGUGAGUCGUUGAUCAAGCAGAUCCCACGUCUGCUGGGUCCGGGUUUGAACAAAGCCGGUAAAUUCCCUGGGCUUUUGUCUCAUCAAGAAUCAAUGAUUGGCAAAAUCGACGAAGUCAAGGCUACCAUCAAGUUCCAGAUGAAGAAGGUACUCUGUCUGUCCGUCGCAGUCGGCCACGUUGAGAUGUCCGAAGAUGAGCUCGUUCAGAACGUUCACUUGUCGAUCAACUUCCUUGUCUCUCUGUUGAAGAAGCACUGGCAGAACGUACGCUCUCUUCACAUCAAAUCUUCGAUGGGACCUCCUCAACGAUUGUACUGA
Cotesia congregata is the source of this 651-nucleotide messenger RNA. The record is from the annotation of a GenBank genome assembly. NCBI's taxonomy places the organism in Eukaryota, Metazoa, Arthropoda, Insecta, Hymenoptera, Braconidae.